CUAGGUAACUAGAAUAAUCGUUUUCCAUUUUGUAGCCAGUUGGAAAUGUUGCGAUGGUUAGUGAUUCUCGCUAUUAGAAAGAAGUACUUGACUGUUAAUUAAUGUUAGCUGUUGCAAUUCAUGUUCACUUGGUGUGCCAUUAAGAAAGUAACAAAGCAUAACUUAGCUGGCCAUGGCAGAGGAGAUGGACGAGCCUGUUGAUCUACAAGGAGUGGAAGAGGAAGAUGAAUCUGAUGAAGACGAGCUGUUUGAUUGGGCCGAAGAAGAGGAGGAAGAGGAGCAGUUGGAAGACAAUGAGAUAUCUCCACCCAGUGAGGACGCCUUUGAGAUGGACACACCAGCUGAGCGCAGUGGCCAUAUAGCCGUGAUUGAUGGGAUCUAUAUGUUUGUUUGGGGAGGAUACAAGAACACCCAGACUACUGGCUUUUUUGACUUCUACUUGCCAAGGAAUGAAAUAUGGAUUUACAACACUGAGACGGGAAGAUGGAAGAAGCGAAUGACCGAAGGAAACGUUCCCCCCUCCAUGUCGGGCAGCUGUGCCGUGUGUGUGGAGGGCGUCCUCUAUCUGUUUGGAGGUCACCACUCCCGGGGGAACACCAAUCGGUUCUAUCGGUUACCGUUGAGGACACCAGGGGCACUGCGAUGGGAGAAAAUGAGGGAUCUGAAGGGUCUGUCCCCCUCCUCCAAGGACAAGCUGGGCUGCUGGGUGCAUAAGAACAGGCUGGUGUUCUUUGGAGGGUAUGGCUAUGCUGCAGUCGGAUGUCACCUCGGAACCUUUGAAUAUGACGAGACUUCAUUCUGGGCUAACGGUGUCGGACGAGGGUGGAACAACCAUAUCCAUGUCCUGGACCUGGAGACUUUUGUCUGGUCCCAGCCAGUCACAAAGGGCAAUACCCCCUCUCCCCGGGCUGCCCACGCCUGUGCCACCGUAGGAAACCGAGGCUACUUGUUUGGGGGUCGCUACAGGGAGUACCGUCUGAAUGACCUGUACUACAUAAACAUGGAUACCUGGGAAUGGAAUGAAAUCAGCGUCCCUCAGUGUGGUCCAGUGGGCCGAUCCUGGCACUCCUUCAUCCCCGUGUCUCCAGACCAUAUCUUCCUGUUUGGUGGCUUCACCACAGACAAACAAACACUCAGUGAUGCCUGGCUAUUCUGUGUGAGCAGAAACGAGUGGAAGCCCUUCAAGCACAACAACACUGAAAACCCAAGGCUGUGGCACACAGCCUGCGCUGGGCCUGAGGGCGAAGUGUUCGUGUUUGGGGGCUGCGCCAACAACCUACUGUCCCACCAGAGGGCGGCUCACAGCAAUGAAGUACUGGUUUUCAGUGUCCAACCCAAGUCUCUUGCACGGUUCUGCAUGGAGGCAGUGCUGCGGCACAGGGAGCUGCUAGCGGGUUCCUGGAACUCCCUGCCUAAGCACCUGCUGCAGAGCUUGGCCCAGAGGCUCGACGGCAUCAACACGCUGGGGUCCUAGACCCGUCUUCCUGAAUGUGUGUGUGAGCGAGAGUGAAUGAGUGAGUGUGUGUUAGGCUGCCCUGGUACAGGGGAAAUUUCCUGCAACACCCCCCCUCCCUCCCUCCUCCAACAUAAGCUACUUCCUCUCAUUGAAUGUUCUAGCCAGUGGUCUCCAACCCUGGUCCUGGAGAGCUACAGGGUCUGGUGGUUUUUGUUUUCACCUUAAAAGCAGCACCCAAUUGGGAGCCAAGACACCAGGUGAGUUGAGUUAGCCAUGUAAUCAACUGCUCUAACCAGCAGACCCUGUAGCUCUCCAGGAUCAGGGUUGGAGACCACUGUUCUAGCGCAUUCCCUCCUGGCCCACUGGGGUGAAAAUACCCAGCGUUUGAUGAAAACAACUGCCCGUGUACCUGUUGCUCAAUUAGCCGGUGAAUGUAAUGCAAGAGGCUGAUUCGCAGUUGGGGCCAUUUCAGAGGGGGGAAGUCAGAAGAUGGCGGACGCUGUGCAGUACCAGUGUAGCCCAAACCCUGUUUUUCGGCCAGUCCUUCCCCGGGUCUCUUGCAGCUGUCGCGCUUGACCAACGCAGGAAGCCAGCGCUCCGUUUACCUUUGUUAAAUGUCUAGUUUUAUCAAAUGUAUAUUAUAUAAAACUACGUUAACUAUAAAAAUGUAGGUUUGUCGUGUGUAUAUUGCAAAUUGUUUAAAAAAAGUAUAUUUUACAAGAGAGUAGUUUCUGCACUGGUAGCGACAAUUGACGUUUUGAAUUUGUCUACAUUGUAUAGAGGAAAACCAAUGAGAUUUAACUAAUAUUUGAAGGUUUUGCACUAAACUAACUAAAGCAGACAAUACAGUAUGUCACUAUUCAGUUGUACAUUUUAUUUUUCAUCCAGAUAUUCAAACUUUGUCCUAUUUGGUGUACUUUUCCUCCUGCCAUUUUUAAAAUCUUGAACAUAAAAUGUACAAGAUUUUAAAAGGGGUUAGGGUGUAUUCAUUAUAUACAAAAAGAUGCAAGUGUAAAAAUAAGUUUAGAUUUUGCUUAAGUGGGAAAUUGUGGAGAAGGCUCAACUGGAAAAAGAACCAGUUGAUGAGGGGAGCAUCUUGUAAUCUUCAGGUUUAAAUAGUCUGCUAUGAAGCAAUUUCAAGGUACAAUCUCAUAUUGGACAUUAAAGGCAUUUGGAUCAAUUGAGCACAGUUUAGCUCCCAUCAUGUCACUACAACCUUGGUCUUUCCUGUGAAUUGGGAUUUCUUUUCAAAAUUGGCAAUUGGUAGAAAUCCAAGGAUUUGUUUUGUGGUGUUUUGUCCUUUCCCGCUUUCUAACAUUUAGAAGUCUGUGGGGCAGGUUUGCCGCUCAUUUCUUCUUCGCCGCCAGCAGAUUGGGUGCUGAUACCUUUACUUUGCCAGGGAUGUUCCUCGAUAAAUCUGUGUCCUGAAAUAAUAAAAAAAGAAUAUUACUUUUUCAUGA
Messenger RNA from Anguilla anguilla (European eel), 2916 nucleotides. RefSeq names its product kelch domain containing 2 (gene klhdc2). The record is from RefSeq and is a predicted model, not a curated record. Bases 173 to 1474 code for a protein of 433 amino acids. Gene Ontology annotation, molecular function: protein binding. NCBI's taxonomy places the organism in Eukaryota, Metazoa, Chordata, Actinopteri, Anguilliformes, Anguillidae. The transcript has 14 exons.